Messenger RNA from Pyricularia grisea, 816 nucleotides. RefSeq lists its product as uncharacterized. The record is from RefSeq and is a predicted model, not a curated record. Lineage: Eukaryota; Fungi; Ascomycota; Sordariomycetes; Magnaporthales; Pyriculariaceae. The transcript is spliced from 3 exons. The coding region runs from base 1 to 816 and encodes 271 amino acids. Gene Ontology annotation, molecular function: glycosaminoglycan binding; N-acetylglucosamine-6-sulfatase activity.
AUGAAGUGGGAUUCAGCAGCAACGCUGACGACAGCAUUUCUCGCCCUCAGGGUAGGGGCUGACCCUUCGUCCAAACCCAAGCCCAACAUCAUAAUGGUCAUGACGGAUGACCAAGAUCUCCACCUCGACUCGAUAGAGCACAUGCCAACGCUUCAAAAGCUCCUGGGCCAGCGCGGGACCACCUUCACCAACCACUGGGCUCACAACACCAACAUCACGGCCGUGAGGUAUCCAGGCGGCAACUAUGACAAGUGGCGAGCCUCAGAGAUGGACUCUGAAUAUCUCCCAAAGUGGCUCAACGACGCGGGGUAUUCGACAAACUACAUAAGCAAGUUCCUCAACGGCCACAAUCUCCUCAACUACAACCCUCCCCCCAAGGCCUGGACAAGAGAUCGACGCGCUGCUCGACCCUUAUACAAUGGAGAGCACCCCGUCAACUAUCCAGGCUGGCAUCAGACGGAUAUCGUUCGAAUCAAAGCUGUAGAGCGCCUCAAACAGCUAUCCAAGGACCAGGACAAGCCCUUGUUCUACUGGAUCUCCCUGACGGCUCCUCACACGGUGCCGCCAGUCAAUGGUCCUUCUGACAACAUGCCUCAGCCUCGGCACAAGGACCUCUUUCCGGAUCUGGUGCUCCCUAAGAAGGGCAACUGGAAUCCGUCCGACGAGUACGCCAAGCAAAAGGUAAACUGGGUCGGGCGGACUGCACCCCUCAACGAAUCGAUGCUCGCCGAGACAGAGCUUCUCUACAAGACUCGCAUUAAAUCCCUCCAGGGCAUCGACGAGAUUAUCGAGGACGUGGUCGCGACCUUGGAGUAG